Saccostrea cuccullata (small rock oyster) is the source of this 1593-nucleotide messenger RNA. Its product is annotated as integrin alpha-2-like. Lineage: Eukaryota; Metazoa; Mollusca; Bivalvia; Ostreida; Ostreidae. The record is from RefSeq and is a predicted model, not a curated record. The transcript has 3 exons. The coding region runs from base 114 to 1556 and encodes 480 amino acids.
UAGAACUGCAUCAAAUGAGAUUCCGUUAAUUCUGCAGAACGUCUUAUCUGUUUGGUGUGUCGCCGAGCCUUGACUUCUGACAGAUAUGAUAUAAUCUGUGUUCAUCAUCGUCAAUGGAUUUCAUUCCUGGAGUUUUUCUUCUAAUUGUUUUAACUCAAUAUGGAGUUAUUUGCAGUCAACACAAUAUCAAGAGGUUCCUCUUUGAUCCGACAACAGUGCCGACCACGCCCGACCCCGUGUUCCUGAUGACCGAGGUGAAGUACCUACACGAACAGCUCCACGAACUCAGCGACAAGAACAUAGAACUCUCGGUACACAACUCGCUGCUCUCCUCGGAGCUGCGGCACCAAAAAGACCUGGUACAGGCCUUGAAGACUAAUAUAACAACGCUAGAAACCACGAACAGUAAAGAGAAAGGUGUCUUGAAUGAUAAGAUUCAUGAAUUGCAAACUAAGGUGAACGAGUCGAGUUCUCUUGUGAUACAACUGACAAACAAUUUAACCAGUUGUGCCCUACAAAGAAAUCAACUUGAAGAAACUCUAAAUACAUCCAAUGCUGAAAUAGACUUAUUAAAGAAACAACUGAACGACUCAGUUGCAAACCAAACCCACGCGGCACUAAUGGCAGGACUACAAGCUAAUAUUUCACGCAUCCAGAAGGAUUGUGAUCACCAAAACAUUACCUCUAUUGACAAAAUAAAUCUUCUACAAGAUCAGCUGAACAGAUCGACUUCGCUGAUUGGAAAUCUUGAGGCCAAUUUGACCACGUGCACCAAAAGCAAUGAGCAGAGAGAAGCAGCACUCCACGUCUCUCGCCAGAGAAAUAAGCUUCUAGAGACACAGUUGAAUAACACAAGAAAGGAGCUAAACAUUCGGAACAGUGAUUUAGACCAGUGUCAACAAAUGGCCUUGGCAAUGUCUACAAAUAUUGCCAAUUUGCAGACGUUUUCAAAUGGUUCCACACCUUGUCUUAAUACUGCAGAUUGUGGUUUGGACUUGGUGUUUCUUGUGGACCAGUCCGGAAGUGUUGGGAGUGACAAUUUUGAAAUGUUGAAGGACUACAUCUUUAAGACCAUUCAAUUCCUGAACAUCGGUCCACACUCCGAUCAGGUCGGCGUGGUGACAUACGCGACCUUACCGCAGUUGGAGUUCACUCUCAAUACCUACCCUCAUCAACUCUCCUUGUUAAAAGCUGUUCAGAAUAUAUCGUAUAACCAUCCAGGCCUUACCAUGACAGCAAGCGGCCUUCAAUUCGUAAGGGAAAAUCUGUUUAACGUCACUAAUGGUGAUCGACCCGGGCAUCCGAACGUGCUAGUCCUCUUAACCGAUGGGCGUCCUAUGAAUUCUAUUCACGCCACUCUGGAGGCUGAAAAACUUAAAAAUCAGAGUGUUGAAAUUUUUGUUAUAGGUAUUUCGAAAAAUUUCAACAGACAGGAUUCGCUUGAUAUUGCGACAGAUUCUAACCAUGUUCUAAGUUUGGCUGAUUUCGGAACUCUUCAUAAUCCAACAUUUGUCUUGGAUUUCUUAAGAAAGCUUAUGAAUGUUUGCAAAAAUUAAAGAGCUGAUCAAUGAGAAUUAAAAUACAGAUAAAUAA